CUAUUAAGGCUGUUGAUCUUGUCUUGUUUGUACUUGUACAUUCUUGCCUAUUACAUGCUUCACACAGCAAAAAAUAGAACCUUUGACACAUUAAUGUCAUACUACAUUUUAUAUAUCAUCUGUGUGUUUUUAAAUCUAUUUAUAUCAGACAUCAGUGUGAAAAGAGGACAGGCCAUAACUUUCUGGUGGGACGCAAACUGUGAAGUAAAGGGCAAAUGGAAGAAGGAUGGUCUGACAUUGCACAAUGGUGGCAGGAUCACUAUCAACCAAUCAGAAGACUCUCUAAGCUUCAGCCUGACAAUCAGUAAAGCCACAGGCGAGGAUGAGGGUGGAUACACCUUAGAGUUGUCUAACAGAAAAGGUCAGGUGUCAGGUUCUGCAAAGGUCAAAUUACUGGAUUACGCUUUGGCUUGGAGAACAAUGGACUGUCAAGCGAAUGACGCAGUGAAAACGGCCCUGAGGGAGUUUAGACCCAGCAACCCAGAGGCACAACGCCUUCGCUUCCUGCUACAUGGGCCAGUUGGAGCAGGGAAAUCCAGCAUUGUCAACUCCAUCAACACUGUCUUCCAGGGCCGCAUAAAAGUGAACGCUCAUGCACCCCCAGGCACUGACACAACUGAAACCAAAACUUACAAGACGCACAAGAUUGAGAACCAGCAGGGAAACGAGUUGUCUUUCGUCUUCAAUGACCUCAUGGGUCUAGAGAGACAAAAAAGGUGUGGGGUGCUGCCUGACGACAUCAUCAGUGCCAUAAAGGGUCAUAUCAUAGAUGGCUAUGAGUUCAACCCCACAUCUGAGUUGAAAACCGGGAGGUACUACAACAGCAACCCCACUCUGGAUGACAAGGUCCACUGCCUGGUGUGUGUGAUUCCUGCAAACAAAAUCCCUCUGCUGGAGGAACACGAUAUCGUCAUCAUGAAGAUGAAGGAAGUGGGAGACGAUGUCAAAAUCCUGGAAAUCCCCCGUGUAGUCUUGAUGACCCAUGUGGACAAAUGUUGUCCUUUGGUGAAUGAGGACCUGGGCAAAAUCUACUUUAGCAAGAAAGUUAAGAUAGCAAUGCAGGACUGUAGUAUCAAGCUUGGUGUUCCCAUGAACUGCAUCUUCCCGGUGAAGAACUACCAUGAAGAGAACUGCCUGGAUAAGAAAAUGGACUGUUUGAUCCUGGAUGCCCUGAACAAGAUUGUCGACUUUGCCAAUGAUUAUGUGAAGAAACAGAUUGAAUAGAGAUGGGGGAGUUAUUUCUUGCCUUCUUCUAGAUAAGCAGAACUGCACACAACUUUUCAAAAACUUUAAACUGUUUAGAUAAUUGACCUACCCCACUAUAAAAUGUGUGAUAGACUAGCAGGUCAGGUGAUGUUCAUGUCUGCAGCUUGUUCCUUGUUUUGGACUCUUAUUUUGCCAUGUGUUGUUUUCCUGUUCCUUGUGUUAAUUCCUGUUAAGCCUUGUGUUUACUUCCUGGUUAACAUGUGUUUCUUUUUCUGUGUACUACAUACUGGAUUCUUGUGGUGGAAAAAGUGUGAACGAAAACACAAAAAUCUGUCUGUAAAGAAAAUCAUCAAUCAGUAUAACCAUGACUACUAAAAACUACAAAACAUUAUUUAGACUAUUGAGAUGAUUUAGAUUAUGUGUACUCUAUUUUUGAUUGUGUAUCAAGUAUUGCAAACAUACUGAUGAGAGUUGUAUCAGAGGGACUAUCCAGAUGAUGGUUGAACGCACCCCACUGUCUCCCAGAGGCCAUUCAUUCUUAACCUGGAAUCAUGCUGUUUCUCCCACAUGGGCUACUCUAGAAUACCAUGAGCUAUUGGGUUGGGCCUCGGUAUUGAAGGCAGGCGCAGGUGGCUGACCAAAUAUGAUAUGAAUAUUUACGGGCCCAACUGAUCCUCCACUUUAAAAAAGAACACAUAAUCCAUGGGGAAGGGCCCAGGAAGAUUUAGUGAGACAAGAGGGGUUAAUCAGGUGUAUAAGAAGAGAAUGCAAAACUCUGUAAAAAUCUGAAUAGUCUCAAGACUUGCUUAAGUUUAUGCUGUUGGUAUUUUACUGUCAAAAUAAAGCUUUUUGCUCCCAA
Molecule: messenger RNA, 2065 nt
Organism: Clupea harengus (Atlantic herring)
Lineage: Eukaryota; Metazoa; Chordata; Actinopteri; Clupeiformes; Clupeidae
Product: interferon-induced protein 44-like
Biological process (GO): immune response
Source: RefSeq, a predicted model, not a curated record